Messenger RNA from Elaeis guineensis (African oil palm), 1672 nucleotides. NCBI's taxonomy places the organism in Eukaryota, Viridiplantae, Streptophyta, Magnoliopsida, Arecales, Arecaceae. The record is from RefSeq and is a predicted model, not a curated record.
UGCUACUCUUCUAUUGGAUGGCCCAAUAUUGGAUUUCAGUUGGAGAAAUACAGAGCAAGAAGAUUAAAAGUGAAAGCAUUGGAGAAUUCUGGUGAGAACCAGAUACCAAUAGCUCCUCUUCAAUUUGAAUCUCCAAUAGGUCAGCUUCUGUCACAAAUUAUGCAAACACAUCCACAUCUACUUCCAGCAGCCAUUGAUCAGCAGCUUGAGAGACUUCAAUCGGACAGAGAUGCUGAAAAGGAGGAAACUCCACCUGCUACUCAAGAUCUUCUCCUUUACAGGAGAAUUGCAGAAGUGAAAGCUAAGGAGAGGCAGAAGGCAUUGGAGGAGAUUAUCUACUGUUUGAUUGUGCAGAAAUUCAUGGACAAUGAUAUUUCAAUGAUCCCUGCAAUAUCACCAUCGUCGGAUCCUAACAGUGAGGUGCACUAUUGGCCCAACCAAGAACACAAGCUAGAAGCAAUUCAUUCCCCCGAUGCUUUGGAGAUGAUCCAAAGCCAUCUCACUCUUAUUCUUGGAGAGAGGGCAGUUGGUCCUCUGAAUGCUAUUGUCCAAAUUAGCAAGCUCAAGCUGGGUAAGCUUUAUGCUGCUUCCAUCAUGUACGGCUACUUCCUCAAAAGAGUGGAUCAGAGGUUCCAACUUGAGAGAACUAUGAAAACCCUUCCCACAGACACUAGGCAACAAAGAGUAUUUGAUGAUUUGAAACCUAACCCGCUCUGGGACCUGGAAUCCAUGGUGCAAAUUUCAUCAGAUGAUGAUGGUUCUGAUGGUGAAGAUUCCAAAUCUUAUAGACUAAGAUCGUAUGUUAUGUACUUGGAUGCAGAGGCACUGCAAAGGUAUGCAACUAUAAGAUCCAAGGAAUCUAUUUCAUUGAUUGAAAAACAGACACAGGCUUUAUUUGGAAGGCCAGACAUAAGGAUUGCCGAAGAUGGAUCACUUGAUACUUCGAAUGAUGAAUUGGUGGGCAUAACAUUCUCUGGCCUGACAAUGUUGGUUUUGGAGGCAGUCGCUUUUGGAUCAUUUCUAUGGGAGGCUGAGAGCUAUGUUGAAUCCAAGUAUCACUUUGUUACAAACUGAAUGGACAUUAUUGAUGUUCUUAAUUCUCAUCGGUAUAUAUUUGAUCACAUUCUGGACAAGCUAUCUUCAGCCAAGUCCUGGAAAUCAAUGUAGCCUAAAAAAGCAAGUCUUAAUGGGAUGGAGAGAAUGCCAUUAUUUAUGGUGGCAUCCGGAUACCAACUCAAUGCAAUCUUCUGUCUUCUCUUCAUCUCUCAAACUGUCCAAUGCAAGUCCUCUGAAUUGAGAUCUUUUCACAAGCCAGCAUUUGCAGUGAGCAUGCUAGUAAAGACAGCUGUUGGUCAUGCUAUAAAAUUUUGAUUUUGUUAAACUAAAGGAGUUUAGGUCAGCAAAGAGGGAAGAAUAUGAUGGAGCAAAUCAUGAUGGGCAUCUUGACAAUUUUGAAUACUGCAGUGUACAGAAGAUUAUGUAAUAAUGGAAUUUUAUACUUUAAUGAUCUUAUGCAUACUCUUGUAACUAUUUUGUUUGUCUGUACAUCAUAUUAAGGUUAAACUUGGUUACCGUGUGCUUGCUGUGUUUCUUAGUAUGGUCAACAGAUUGAAGUGGGUGUAGUUUAUAAAACAGUCGAAGAAAUAUGUUACCAGAUGCUAUUUCUUGUGAA